This is a messenger RNA of Oryza brachyantha (malo sina), 1313 nucleotides long. RefSeq names its product bifunctional L-3-cyanoalanine synthase/cysteine synthase 1, mitochondrial. Gene Ontology annotation, cellular component: cytoplasm. The transcript is spliced from 10 exons. Bases 22 to 1119 code for a protein of 365 amino acids. Lineage: Eukaryota; Viridiplantae; Streptophyta; Magnoliopsida; Poales; Poaceae. The record is from RefSeq and is a predicted model, not a curated record. Gene Ontology annotation, molecular function: cysteine synthase activity.
CCACCGUCCUCAGCGCCGGCAAUGGAGAGGACGCUGAUGAGGCUGAUGAGGCUGAUGAGGAGGCGGGCCAGGCGAGCUCCACCAUGCUUCUCCACCCUGCAGCAAGAAGCCGUCGCCGACCCGGUUCAGUCGCCUGGCGUCUUGCCCGGGAUCAGGAUCAGGGACACUGCGUCGCAGCUGAUUGGGAGGACACCCAUGGUGUACCUGAACAAGGUCACUGAAGGGUGCGGAGCUCGGGUUGCUGCGAAGCUCGAGUUCUUGCAGCCCUCCUUCAGCGUCAAAGACAGGCCAGCACUGUCAAUGUUGGAAGACGCUGAAAGGAAGAGGUUGAUCACCCCAGGCAAGACCACACUGAUCGAGCCGACAUCCGGGAACAUGGGCAUUGGCCUGGCAUUCAUGGCUGCUCUUAAAGGGUAUGAACUCAUACUCACAAUGCCUUCAUACACCAGCCUUGAGAGGAGGGUGACCAUGAGGGCCUUCGGCGCGAAGCUGGUCCUUACAGACCCAACAAAAGGUAUGGGAGGCACAGUCAGGAAGGCAGCUGAGCUGUAUGAGAACCAUCCCAGUGCAUUCAUGCUGCAGCAGUUUGAGAAUCCUGCUAAUGUCAAGGUACACUAUGAGACAACUGGUCCAGAAAUCUGGGAGGACACACUUGGGGAGGUUGAUAUUUUCGUCAUGGGAAUCGGGAGUGGUGGCACUGUCACCGGUGUUGGCAAGUACCUUAAGGAGAAGAACCCCAAUGCAAAGAUCUAUGGAGUAGAACCUGCUGAAGCAAAUGUUUUGAAUGGUGGCAAACCAGGUCCUCAUCUCAUCACUGGAAAUGGAGUGGGGUUUAAACCAGAUAUUUUGGAUAUGGAUGUAAUGGAAAAGGUUCUUGAGGUGAAAAGUGAGGAUGCUGUUAAGAUGGCUCGAGAGUUGGCUCUAAAGGAGGGUCUUCUGGUAGGAAUAUCAUCAGGGGCUAACACAGUUGCUGCUCUUGAACUAGCGAAGAAGCCAGAAAACAAAGGGAAGCUCAUUGUGACUGUUCUUCCAAGUUUGGGGGAGAGGUACCUGUCAUCUGCUCUAUUUGAGGAAUUGAGAAAUGAAGCUGAGGCCAUGCAGCCAGUGCCAGUCGACUAACUUGGCCAAUCAAUCUAGGCAUUGAGUAUUUGAUGCAGAAAAUUGCAGUGUUCUAAAUAAAUUACAUGCCAAAUAUGCUUCAGCAGCCAAAUUGUACUUCAAUUGCCCUACACAGAUAUGUAUCUUCAGAUUGUGCUGUCACUGAACCUUUUCUGGGAAAUUAUAUAAAAUGGAUGGAGUAAAGCUUUGGUUAA